CAGAGACCUCAAACAAACAAAUAUACCUUUACUGCUUUCCUUUCUCAAUUCUAUUUUCUCUUUCUUUCUCUCUCCGAAGAAAAUUUCAACGGCCGGCCGGUGGUGGUGGCGUAGCCAGCGUCUCCGUAGAUCUGAAUCCUCUCUUUCCUGAUCUAUCCGAGCAAGUGACAUAUUUGGCAUCGCCAUGGCUGCUCCACCCGCUAGAGCUCGAGCCGAUUACGAUUAUCUCAUAAAGCUUCUCCUGAUCGGCGACAGCGGUGUGGGUAAGAGUUGCCUUCUUUUGCGUUUCUCUGAUGGGUCCUUCACAACCAGCUUUAUUACAACCAUUGGCAUUGAUUUCAAGAUAAGGACCAUCGAGCUUGAUGGAAAACGUAUUAAAUUGCAAAUCUGGGAUACUGCUGGUCAAGAGCGGUUUCGAACUAUUACAACUGCUUACUACCGAGGAGCCAUGGGUAUUUUGCUCGUGUAUGACGUCACUGACGAGUCAUCUUUUAACAACAUCAGGAAUUGGAUCCGUAAUAUCGAACAACAUGCUUCUGACAAUGUUAAUAAGAUUCUCGUGGGCAACAAAGCUGAUAUGGAUGAAAGCAAAAGGGCUGUCCCCACCUCAAAGGGCCAAGCUCUUGCUGACGAAUAUGGCAUUAAAUUUUUUGAGACUAGUGCAAAAACAAAUUUAAACGUGGAGGAGGUUUUCUUUUCAAUAGCUAGAGAUAUCAAGCAAAGACUUGCAGAUACUGACUCGAGAGCCGAGCCUCAGACGAUCAGGAUUAACCAACCGGACCAGGCAGCGGGAUCUGCCCAAGCCGCCCAAAAAUCAUCUUGUUGUGGGUCUUGAGAGCCAAGCAAAUUGUGAUUCAAAAUUGGUAACUUUCAAAAGCAACCAUCCAUCCUUGGUUGGAAAAAAAACUGAUUUCGCUACAACUAUGUCACUGGCGCUUGUAUUGCUUUCUCUUGUCAUCAUUUUACAGUUAGUUUGGGUGUGAAAGGUAGACCUCGUAUUUUUUUACGAAAGUAAUUACAUAUUAGUUCAUUUUCUUUUAAAACUUUUUUUUUAAUUAUUAUUAUUAUUAAUCUUUGUGAGCUUGGAAAAAGAGUAUAUAAAAAUCGUUUCUUUUGUGGGGUA
Humulus lupulus (European hop) is the source of this 1123-nucleotide messenger RNA. RefSeq names its product ras-related protein RABE1c. NCBI's taxonomy places the organism in Eukaryota, Viridiplantae, Streptophyta, Magnoliopsida, Rosales, Cannabaceae. Gene Ontology annotation, molecular function: GTPase activity; GTP binding. Gene Ontology annotation, biological process: protein secretion; regulation of exocytosis. The record is from RefSeq and is a predicted model, not a curated record. Bases 185 to 835 code for a protein of 216 amino acids. The transcript has 9 exons. Gene Ontology annotation, cellular component: plasma membrane.